This is a messenger RNA of Hippocampus comes (tiger tail seahorse), 650 nucleotides long. RefSeq names its product claudin-3-like. The transcript has a single exon. Gene Ontology annotation, cellular component: bicellular tight junction; membrane. The record is from RefSeq and is a predicted model, not a curated record. The annotation marks the transcript as partial. Gene Ontology annotation, molecular function: structural molecule activity. NCBI's taxonomy places the organism in Eukaryota, Metazoa, Chordata, Actinopteri, Syngnathiformes, Syngnathidae.
UCCAUAGUGGUGGGCCUGUUGGGGAUUCUGAUGUCCAUGAUGGGGGCCAAGUGCACCAAUUGUGUGGAGGAGGAGCGGGCCAAAGCUCGGGUGAUGAUCGGGGCCGGGGCGGCGUUCAUCUUGGCGUCUGUGACCCAGCUCAUCCCGGUGUCGUGGUCGGCCAACGCCAUCAUCAUGGAGUUCUACAAUCCCGUCAUCCCUGAGGCCCAGAAGAGGGAGAUCGGUGCAGCUCUGUACGCCGGUUGGGCCGCCGCCGCCUUCCUGCUCCUGGGCGGGGGCAUCCUGUGCUCCAGCUGCCCCCCGCAGCCCGAGAAGAGGUACGGGCCCCCAUCAAAGAUCAUAUACCCACCGAGCAGAUCCAUCCCUCCGGGUGGCUAUGAACAGAGAAACUACGUCUAAUGCGGCUUUUAAUGAACAGUUUCGAACUUUGUACGUGUGACCGUGUUCCAAACUUCGCUGAAUUUACUGAAUCUACUGUCUUGGAUUUGCUGUUUGUGAACUGACCUGUUCCCACUUAAUAGGAAAGUAGUCAUCCUUUCCUAUUAAGUAGUAUUUGGUGUCCAAGUAUGUUGGCGUGGAUCCAUCUCACCUGAUAAAGAUAUUUGUAUGUCGGCAAAGGCGUUCUCGCACUUCCAGUGCAUUUUUCUUUU